UCGUCGGGAGCUCGUCCGCUGCGGACUCACUUCCUGGGUUGGGUUGGUUGGUUGGGGCGGGAUGGUUUUUGUCAGCGACCGAAAGAGUGAUGGAGUGAUCGAGUGGCCGAGUGAGCGAUUGUUGGGUCGAUGCGCGUGAGCCCGGAUCAGAGAGAUCGAGCUCUCGCAACGCUUUCCGGAGAGACAGAAUUGCCCGGAAUUCUGCGAUUCGGGUGCUGGAGCCGACGACCGAUUCGGACUCGCAUCGACGACGAAGGAUUGGGCGAGGGGUACAGAGGUCCGUGUCGAGUUAAGAUGCACAGAAUGUUGUCCCGACGCGUGCUGGCUACGGACACUCCCGUCAUGGUGCAGAUGCAACAACUCCUCCGGGGCACGACGGAUGUGAUGUCCUUGGCACAGGGUGUAGUGUUUUGGAAACCACCACCGAAAGCUUUGGCAGUCAUUAAAGAGGCUAUCGAAGAACCCAUCUGCAGCAAAUAUGGAGCAGAUGAUGGGCUACCGGAACUCAGAUCCGCUCUGGUCGAAAAGCUGGGGCGGGAGAAUAAGCUUUACAAGUCAGAUGUAAUGGUGACAGCAGGGGCCAAUCAGGCAUUGGUGAAUCUGGUGUUGACACUUUGUGACCCGGAAGAUUCAGUUGUGAUGUUUGUGCCUUAUUACUUCAAUGCUUAUAUGGCCUGUCAAAUGACCGGAGUCACUGACAUUCGACUCGGUCCGAGUGAUGCUGAAAAUCUUCACCCUGACGCAGACUGGCUCGAGGAAACUCUGCAGGGAAAAAAUGGGAAAUCUGUGCCCAAACUUGUUUACGUUGUGAAUCCUGGUAACCCUUCUGGAACAUAUGUACCACAACCACUUCUUAAGAGAAUAUCAGAGCUUUGUCGACAAGCAGGAUCUUGGCUGAUCGUCGAUAACACAUAUGAGUAUUUCAUGUACGAUGGGAGACAGCACACUUGCGAGGAGGGCGACCAUAUACUGAAUGUGUUCUCUUUCUCAAAAGCCCAUGGCAUGAUGGGUUGGAGGAUAGGCUAUAUCGCAUACCCAUCAUCGGUAGAAGGCCUCGGUGCACAGUUAUUAAAGGUUCAAGACAACAUUCCUAUUUGUCCAUCAAUCAUUGGACAGAAGCUCGCGCUUGCAGCUCUGGACGUAGGUCCAGACUGGGUGCGCGAAAAGGUAGGCAAGCUGGUGGUAAAUCGGGAAAUUAUUUUUGAUGCUCUGAGUCCUCUUGGACGAAGCUCUGUCAAAGGAGGCGAAGGUGCUAUAUACAUGUGGGCAAAGUUGCCAGAAAGAGCAACAGAUGACGUAGCCGUGACGCAUUGGCUUGUACAUAGACAUGGCGUUAGUGUGAUACCGGGCAGUGCUAGUGGGGUACCUGGUUAUAUUAGAGUAUCAUACGGAGGCCUGGAUGAGCCGAACUGUAGAUCUGCAGCAGCAAGGCUUAAAAAAGGGCUCGAUGAGUUGGUGCAAAGUGGAAUGGUGGAAUCAUCAGCUUCUGCCAGAUGACUCCGAGAUUUCGAGGCCAAGUCUGACCCAGACUCUUUCAGAACCCAGAAUUAACAAUUUCAGUGGUCCAUAUCCCUUGGUGGUUUUGACACUCAGAACAGCCUAAAUGACACCAAUCCUUCAACGCACAUGGCAAUUUCCACCCCUUGCUGCAGUCGUAUAAUUCGUAUGCCCCACCAAGACUGAUGUGACCAGGAAUUGAAAACCUCUUCUUGUAAAUGUGACAAACAGCUGGUACUGAAUAAAUAUUUGUUC
Molecule: messenger RNA, 1752 nt
Organism: Marchantia polymorpha subsp. ruderalis
Lineage: Eukaryota; Viridiplantae; Streptophyta; Marchantiopsida; Marchantiales; Marchantiaceae
Source: the annotation of a GenBank genome assembly